CUGAUUCUAUCGUCGUAAACAUUGAACGUAUUCUCAUUCUCUCUUUCUCAGCACCGGCUAAUGCGUCGGAGAAGCUACGUAGCUUAUCGAGUUUGUGCCAUCUUCGUCGCGGACUAACACCUUGGGUGGCAUUUCGUUUAGUUAAGAUAUCAUUGGUAGAUCUUGAAACCGUACGAGAAGGCAAACCGUUUUGUCUCCUGUCACACGACCGCCAAGAAGGAGGAGACUUCUCGCGAAGAGAAACCGUAAUUUAUAUCACGAACUUUGCUAUAUACUUUCUCGUUUUAGACUGUGCUACCUCAAGGAGAAUCGGAUUCUUCAAGAUUUUCUUUCGAUGUCGUUUUGACUUAUUGAAAAAUUCAUCAGAUUUUUAUUCCCAAGGACGUUUUGUUGCGUUCAAUGAUCUUAGUAAAAGUCAAACGAAAGUGAGAUUGUAAACAAAAUAAGUAGAGAAGAUCAGAUCGGCGAAGAGUCACCUAUUUCAUUGUUUACUGUCGAGCCGAUUAGACGUGUGCGGAGCAAUAUGGAUGCUACAAAUUUUACAUUGGAAUUUACGCAAUUAUUAACGCGUUAUACGAAAUCAAGAACACCGAACGUGAACGCAGAACUUAUCGGUACUUCGAAGGCACCAUUGACCUCAGAAACUAUCAUCCAACUUGUGCAAGAAUCCCUUCGUAUUAUUUUACCGGAACCAUAUAUACCUAAUAUAAGUGUCAGUGUUAAUAAAACACCAGCCAAUGAUAUUAUUCUCAAUACUCCGGAUGCACCGUUUAUUCAACGAAUUGGUCUUAAUGAAAAUGGAAUAAUCAGCGAAUGUACUGAUGGCUUAUCGGAUAAAUUAUCAUCUAAUAAAAUUAAUAAGAAGGCGUCGUCAUCGCAGUAUAAUUUAAGAACUACAAGAAGAUCUAAUACCUUCGUUCAAGAUGAUAAUAAUAGUUCGAAGGAUACCGAUAACAGUCCAAUUAAUACCGAGACUGUUAUAAAUGUUGCCGACGAUGACAUAUCCGAAGUUGAGAUAUUUCCAAAUAAUGUACACUUGAAUUUGGACGCUUUACGUAAAUCUGCCUCUGAUGUUAUUACGAACAUCGACGAGUUCAAAAGAAUAAACAAUAUACAGUCAUCGAAUGUAAAAACGAUUCGUCGACUAUCCUCGAUUGGAAGUUCUGUUACACGUCCGUCAAUGUUAAGACCGGAUCAAGCACCGAAGAAAAGAAGAUCAUUCGUUUUUCCAGGGACAACACCGACAUCCUCGAGAUUAAAUAACACGGUAACCGUGAAUGAGAAUCUCUCGAAAAGAAAGAGUACAUCUUCUAUAUCUCUUAACGUCACGGCUACGAACGCGACCUCAACUAAAUCAUUAAUUCCAACACUGUCCAAUGUUCGAUCUCAUUCAAAUUUGUCUUAUUCGACCGUAAAAAAAGCAACCUAUAGCGAAAGUAGACCAAAAAAUCCAAGAUAUGCGCACAUUCAAAGUAGUAUUUCUAGAUCGUCUCUCGCUAGGAGAUAAUUUUAGAAAAUUAUAUUGUUUAUAGGAUCAUUUUCAUUCUUAAGACGUGCGCUUUUCGUAUUUUACUUUAAUUCAUAUAUUCUAAUAUUUAAUAAUCGUUAUUAGUGUUACAAUAAUAUGGUUGCUCGUGACUUGUAAUAUGUAGUUUCUAUAAAUUGUUCUAUGGACAAAGUAAGUAUAAAAGCUUUCUUUUAUACUUCGAAAAAUCUUUCAUAUAAUAUAAUAGAAUGUAAUGAAAAAUUCUUCUUUAGGAUAUGCAAAUGUUAAUGGCUUUUUUAAUUUCUUUAUACUUUCUCAUACGCAAUUAGCAUUUUUAUAUUUUCUAUAUUCUUUAUUCGUUCUGUUCGUUCUAGCCUUUUUCAUUCAUCACGUUUUAAAAUAAAAUCAGUAUAAUAUGCCAUCGGUGUAUAAUAUGCUUUUAGAAAUGAAAUAAUUUAGAAAAUUCGAUAUAUAUUUUAUAGUAAUGAAAUAAUUGCAAUUGUAUGACAUACAAACAAGUGAUUCGUCAUAAUUGGAAAUAUGUUUAGAAAUGAAUGAAUUUAAUUAAUAUCCAUUUAAAUUUGUAUUACAAAAAGAGAGAUACUUGUGAGACUUGUACCGUUGCCCAUCAAUGAACAUAUGUACACGUGAUGUAUAAGGUCGCCGUUAUAUUAGGAAUAAGUGAACGAUUACGUGCAAUCUACGAUGGCUGUUAUGCUAUGAACAGGUUUCUUUGUGUUCGCUUUCUACGACCGCCGGGAGCCAUCAUUUAAUUUGAAUUUCGCUCUCUCGUGCGCGCGAUAUUUUAUUAGAGCUUUUCAGGUCGAGGAAAAGGAUAUUUGCAUUAUUUGACAAUACCAAUAUAAUUCGAUUAAAAUAUAUCGUAAGGAAAUGGGACACAAGAUAAUAGUUUAUAAAUUAAAUAAUUUUUCAAAAACUUCAAAUGUAUCGUACAUAAGAAAAUAAUAUAAUAAUAAAAUACAUACAUACAUAUAUCUAUAUAUACACACAUGUAAGAGCAUGGAAGGAAUUGAUUUAGCCAGAUCGUUCGUGACAUCGACCUCGUUAGUUCAGCUAAGGUUCAAGUUCUAAGAAAAAGUCUUUGUAAAGUUCGUAGAAGAGUUCUGUAACCAUCGAAAUCCUCUCUUUGGGAGGUCCAGGCGAUCGAUGAGGUUGACCACCAGCAGUCGACCGGAACAACGAGAACCUUUUUUCUAACAAACUUGAAAUAUUUUUGAGGGUCUGCGGCUAACACAAAUUUCGGCACGCGCUUCCAAUCUCCACCUUUUUCUUAUUCAUCUUUCACCUCUUCUUCUUCUCCUUCUUUUUCUUCUUCUUCUUUUUUUUUUCAUCUCCCUUUAUCUUUCUCCCUUUCUCUCUCUCUCUCUCUCUCUCUCUCUCCCGCUCUCGGCUUGUCACUCGUCCAUCAAGAAAGACAUCAUGCUGUCAAAGAGAAACGAAAUAAGAAGAAGGAAAGUAGAAGCAUCCUGGCACCCAUAGACAAUCAGAUUCACGCGGCUGUUCCUCAGUUGGACCAACAUCAGACUCCCCGUCGUUUCGUUUGUCCCAUUGAGUUUUGCCUUAUUUCGAUUGCUACGCAUAGCUACGUCAAAAAUCUUAGACGGAUUCUAUACGAAUCGUUUCGUCAUAGACUACGACAUAAACUGAAAACCCUCACUAUGUAUUCCUCGGUGAAUC
Vespa velutina is the source of this 3184-nucleotide messenger RNA. RefSeq lists its product as uncharacterized. Lineage: Eukaryota; Metazoa; Arthropoda; Insecta; Hymenoptera; Vespidae. The coding region runs from base 524 to 1507 and encodes 327 amino acids. The transcript has 6 exons. The record is from RefSeq and is a predicted model, not a curated record.